AUGCUCUCGGCGAACCAUCAUUCCCAUCAUUCUAUCCAGGUAUUGUUCAUUGACUACUUUCCACUCAUCUCACCAAAGACUGAUAAGAUGACUAUGCUGGAAAUAAUCGGAAACACUCUUCAAAUGAUAUUGCCCGCCUAUUUUUCCAAGAUGCGAUUUGAAGAAGAAUUGAAAAUGAUUGAACCAUAUUACAACGGAACAAAAACAUGGAGAAAACAUUUGGAAGGAGUUGCAUUCAAUAUGGUCAACUCGAAUCGAUAUCUCGAUUAUGCGAGCCCAACUUUGCCCAAAACAGUGUUCAUUGGAGGAAUGCAAGUGAAUACAAAUAAAAAUGGAAAGGUUAAAUUGUAUGAAGAUUGGGAUGAUCUUUUGAAUCAAAGAAAACAAAAUGUGUUAGUUUCAUUUGGAUCGAAUGCAUUCUCUUCGGAUAUGCCUGAUGAGUUCAAAAAAACUUUUUUGGAAGUUUUUGCAUCGACGCCAGAUGUGACCUUCAUUUGGAAAUAUGAGGAAGCAAAUGCGACGUUGGCAAGUCAUCUGAAAAAUGUUAAACUGACCACUUGGAUGCCUCAGAAUGAUUUAUUGGCUGAUCCUCGACUUACCCUUUUCGUCACUCACGGAGGUCUCGGAAGCUCAAUAGAACUUGCGCAUCAAGGCAAACCGGCAAUUGUUAUCCCACUAAUGGCUGACCAGCCCCGUAACGCCCAUAUGCUAACCAGACAUGGUGGAGCGUUACAACUUGGAAAGAGUGAUCUCAAUGAUCCUGAAAUUAUUCGAAACGCGAUUCGAGACGUUCUGGAAAACAAAGUCUAUCAGGAAAAUGCAGAAAGAUUGGCGAAAAUCUUGAAGUAUCAACCGUACAGUCCAGCCGAUGUUGUUUUGAAGCAUUGUGAUUUCGCUGUGAAAUUUGGACCGUUGGAUACUUUGCAAUCAGAAGGGAGACAUCUAAAUUUGUUCCAGUUUUACUCCUAUGACAUUUUUGUUGUACUAUUUCUGAUUGUAUUAUCCAUCAUAGUUAUUAUUGUGUUGAUUUUUACCGUUUGCUUGAGAUUCUUCAGAAAGUUUUCCAGUAACAAGGUCAAAAAGGAGUGA
Molecule: messenger RNA, 1089 nt
Organism: Caenorhabditis briggsae
Lineage: Eukaryota; Metazoa; Nematoda; Chromadorea; Rhabditida; Rhabditidae
Exons: 4
Coding region: 1-1089 (362 amino acids)
Molecular function (GO): UDP-glycosyltransferase activity
Source: RefSeq, a predicted model, not a curated record